Messenger RNA from Onthophagus taurus, 6742 nucleotides. RefSeq names its product DNA polymerase epsilon catalytic subunit 1 (gene DNApol-epsilon255). Gene Ontology annotation, cellular component: nucleus; epsilon DNA polymerase complex. Gene Ontology annotation, biological process: leading strand elongation; base-excision repair, gap-filling; DNA replication. Gene Ontology annotation, molecular function: single-stranded DNA 3'-5' DNA exonuclease activity; DNA binding; nucleotide binding. NCBI's taxonomy places the organism in Eukaryota, Metazoa, Arthropoda, Insecta, Coleoptera, Scarabaeidae. The record is from RefSeq and is a predicted model, not a curated record.
AAAUACAACUUGGGUUAUGUCAGGUUAUGUUGUGUCAGGUUAGGGUGCAACAGAUGAUUCUUUAGAGAUGAAUUUGCAAAAUUCUGGAAAAUAUAGAAAGGAAAAGCCCGAGAGGCAAGGGCAAGAAUUAAAAGAAAAUGUUCAAAAACCUGGGUUUAGGGAGGAAAGUUCAGAAUACAGAGUUAAGCAAGUUAUUGAAAACGACAAUAUCGAUAACAAAUAUGGAUUUAAACGCAUUAAAGAACCAUGUGAAAGGACAGGGUUUCUACUUAAUAUGCAUGCUUCGGAAAUGUUAGAUGAAGAUAAACAUCUUAUUGCAACUGUUGAUUAUUAUUUCAUGGAGGAAGAUGGUUCUAGGUUUAAGGUAUCAUAUCCUUUUCAACCUUAUUUUUACAUUCUGGUGCCAAAGCCUGUUAUUGAGGAGGUAUCUCAGUUUUUAAUGAAAAAGUACUCUGGAACUAUUUCUAAAAUUGAAGUCAGUUUAAAAGAAGAUUUGGAUUUGCCCAAUCACUUGAUAGGAUUAAAACAACAAUACUUAAAAUUAUCAUUUUCAAAUCAAUCAGAUAUGAUAAAAGUUCGAAGAGAAAUUUUAUCAGUUGUAAGAAAAAAUCGAAAAAAGGAUCCCGGAAGUGAAUUUUACACAGAAUUAUUAGCGAACGCGUUGGGAGCUCAAGAUGAAGAUGUGCACACAAAAAAUUCUACGAACCGUUUAGAAUGCAUACUGGAUAUUAGGGAAUACGACGUUCCUUACCACAUUCGGGUAUCAAUAGAUUUAAAAAUAUUUUGUGGGUCAUGGUAUACAAUAAAAAUAAAAGGUCAAUUUAUCGAACCGGCAAUAACACUCCGUCCGGAUUUAAUUGAACGCCCUGAACCAAUCGUUUUAGCUUUCGAUAUAGAAACCACAAAGCUUCCAUUAAAAUUCCCCGAUUCAAACACCGAUCAAAUCAUGAUGAUUUCUUACAUGAUCGAUGGUCAAGGAUAUUUAAUAACGAACAGAGAAAUUGUUUCGCAUGAUAUCGACGACUUUGAAUUUACACCCCGACCGGAAUUUGAGGGCAAAUUUACAAUUUUCAACGAAGAUAACGAAGUUAAGCUUCUACAAAAAUUUUUCGAUCACAUUUUGGACGUACGGCCGCACAUUUUUGUUACUUAUAACGGCGAUUUUUUCGAUUGGCCCUUUGUUGAGAAUAGAGCUGCCGUUUAUAAUAUGGAUAUGAAGCAAGAAAUUGGAUUUUUUAAGGAUAGGGAAGGGGUGUAUACGAGUCGACCUGCGAUGCAUAUGGAUUGUUUUUGUUGGGUGAAAAGAGAUUCAUAUUUACCGGUUGGAUCACACGGUUUAAAAGCUGUUUGUAAAGCUAAAUUAAGAUAUAAUCCUGUAGAGUUAGAUCCUGAAGAGAUGUGCCCAUUAGCCGCUUCAAAUCCACAAAUUUUAGCAAGUUAUUCAGUCUCUGAUGCUGUGGCUACUUAUUAUUUGUACAUGCAAUAUGUUCACCCAUUCAUUUUUGCGUUAUGUACGAUUAUUCCAUGUGAACCUGAUGAAGUCUUGCGUAAAGGAUCUGGAACUUUAUGUGAAUCAUUAUUAAUGGUACAAGCAUUCCAAGGUAAUAUAAUUUUCCCAAACAAAGAAGAGAGCGUUUUUAAUAAAUUAACCGACGAUGGACACGUUUUAAUACAAGAAACUUACGUUGGUGGACACGUUGAAGCGUUAGAAUCGGGUGUAUUUCGCGCGGAUAUUCCGUGUCGAUUUCGCAUGGUUCCUGAUGCCAUUGACAAACUCAUUUCUGAACUUCCAAGGACGUUAAAACAUACCAUAGAAGUUGAGGAAGGAGUACCAAUAGAUCAAGUUACUAACAUUGCUGAAGUUGAAAGCGAAAUAACUCAAAAAUUAACCGCAUUGAAAGAACAUCCUAUGAGAUUGGAGAGACCACUAAUUUAUCAUUUAGAUGUUGGUGCUAUGUAUCCAAACAUCAUUUUAACCAAUCGUUUGCAGCCAUGUGCUAUGGUUGAUGAAACUAUGUGUGCUGCUUGUGAUUUUAAUAAACCUAAUGCUUCAUGUCAAAGAAACAUGGCUUGGAUGUGGAGAGGAGAACAUAUGCCUGCUUCACGAAGUGAAUAUCAUAGAAUUCAACAACAAUUAGAGACGGAAAAGUUUCCACCACAAUUUCCAGGAGAACCACAAAGAGCUUUUCAUCAGCUACCUAAAAAAGAGCAAUCGGAGCACGAAAAGAAACGUUUGCAAUUGUACUGUAGGAAAGCGUAUAAAAAAAUUAAAAUAACUAGGGUUGAAGAGAAAGUUACCACAAUAUGUCAAAAAGAAAAUUCUUUUUAUGUUGAUACAGUUAGAGCUUUCAGAGAUAGAAGAUAUGAAUAUAAAGGCUUAUCGAAAAAAGCUAAACAAGAUGUUACGAAAGCUAUUAAAACUGGGGACGCAUCUGAAAUAAAAUACGCAAAAAAUCGAGAAGUUUUGUACGAUUCAUUACAAUUGGCUCAUAAAUGCAUUUUAAAUUCAUUUUAUGGAUACGUAAUGAGAAAAGGCGCACGAUGGCACAGUAUGGAAAUGGCAGGAAUUGUAUGUUAUACCGGAGCUCAUAUUAUAAUGAGAGCCAGAGAAAUAAUCGAACAAAUCGGACGUCCCUUAGAAUUGGACACUGAUGGGAUUUGGUGCAUUCUUCCAGCAUCUUUUCCCGAAAAUUUCACCAUCCUUACAACUCACGAAAAGAAAAAGAAAUUUUGUAUUUCUUACCCUAACGCGAUUUUAAACGCUAUGGUUAAAGAAUACUUUACAAACGACCAAUACCACGAAUUAGUUAAUCCUGAAACUUUAGAGUACAUUCAAAAAAGUGAAAAUUCAAUUUUCUUUGAAGUGGAUGGACCUUACAAAGCCAUGGUUCUACCCGCAUCUAAAGAGGAAGGAAAAAAAUUAAAAAAACGUUAUGCUGUCUUUAAUUUCGAUGGAUCAUUAGCCGAAUUAAAAGGUUUUGAAGUAAAACGUAGAGGUGAAUUACAAUUAAUAAAAAAUUUCCAAUCGUCCGUAUUUGAGGCGUUUUUAAAAGGUGAUUCUUUGGAGUCUUGUUACGCCUCAGUAGCUCAAAUAGCAAAUUAUUGGUUGGAUGUUUUAUAUUCGCAUGGUAAACACAUGCCUGAUUCUGAAUUGUUCGAUUUAAUUUCGGAAAAUAGGUCGAUGUCGAAGAAAUUGGAGGAGUAUGGUGCUCAAAAAAGUACUUCGAUAAGCACCGCGAAACGACUGGCUGAGUUUUUAGGUGAUCAAAUGGUUAAAGAUGCUGGAUUAGCGUGUAAAUAUGUUAUUUCGAGGAAACCUGAAGGUGCACCAGUCACAGAAAGAGCAAUUCCCUUAGCUAUAUUCCAAACUGAAGCGGCUGUUCAAAAACAUUUUUUAAGAAAAUGGUUAAAAGAUAAUUCACUUUCUGAUAUUAAUAUAAGGGAUGUUCUAGAUUGGGAUUAUUAUAUAGAAAGAUUGGGAGGUACCAUACAAAAAAUUAUUACAAUUCCAGCCGCAAUGCAAGGUAUUUCAAAUCCAGUUCCAAGAAUUCGCCACCCAGAUUGGCUUCAUAAACAAGUAUUAGAGCGAAAUGAUACUCAUAAACAAAGACGUAUAGAUGAUAUGUUUCAAAUUUGUCCAAAACCCCAAAACACUUCAAUGUCAGUAGAUAUCGAAGAUACAGCUUCUUCUUCUUUAUCAUCUACAUUUAAAAGACCUGUGGCGACUGUAAAGAAACGAAAACGAAGACCUGAGAAUGAGUUUGAAGAUGUUGAUUUAUCGAAAAGUUGGAAAGAAGUUCUUGGGAAUCCGCCACCUAUAGGAACAACAAGAGAAGAACAAAUGGAAUGGUUGCAAUUUCAAAAAAAAAAGUGGAGGUAUCAGAUUUAUCAGAAAAAUAAUGGCGUUCAAAAAACGAAGCGACAAAAACACAGUGUGGUGAGAACGUCGCAGAAUAUAUUGGGUUCGUUUUUACAUAAAGCUCAACGGACGCUGGUUAUGUGCCCAUGGCAAAUUAUUCAAAUUGCUUCGACUUCAACUCCAGGGGAAUAUAAAUUGUGGGCACUUGUUGAAAACGAAUUGCACAUGGUUAAGCUACUCGUCCCUAGAAUAUUUUAUGCUAACUUACGAGUUCCCAAAUGUGCUGAUGAAGGUGCAAUUUUCAAGAAAUGUAAUCGCACUCUACCAAGAUCUAGACCAAGUUAUAAUUUGUAUAUGUACACUGUACCUGAAGAAACCUAUCAAGAAUUUGGAAAGAAAAUGUAUGUUGACUUGACAAACGCUGAUGUUGAAGGAGUUUAUGAAACUCAAGUACCGCCAUUAUACCGAGUACUUCUACAACUAGGUUGCGUUUGUAAAGUUCUCCCAGGAAAACAAAACUUAGAAUCAUUCAAUUUAAACGAGCUCGAAUUAAUAAGCAUAGCGAAACAACCAUAUCUACCAAAAAACUCAUUAAAACACAUUUAUUUCUAUCAACAUCGCGCUAGUUCUGGACCAAAACAAAUUUUAGCAUUAUUUUUAUCACCGUUAAAAAAAGCCUUCAUUUUCGUAGUUGAUACCGUCAAAACGAAUUUAUUACCAAAUUUGAGCAGUUUAUAUCAAACGGAAAGAUCGUCAAAACUUGAGAGAAACGUCGAAGAAGAUUUAUUACCACCAACAAAUAUUAAUUUUGAAAUUAAAAUUGAGGUUGAUAUUAAUCAAGUUUACAAACAGAUUCAAAAAGCUUUAUUAGCUUAUAAAGAAGCGAAAAUGGGACCGACUUUAUUAGCCGUUCAAUCGUGCGAUGAUGUUCAUAAUUUAAUAAACCACAUUCCAGGUUGUACCGAUUUUCCUGUUGCUCAAAUUCACGUAAAAGAUAUCGAUGAUUUAUAUAAUAAAUUAAAUUGGCAAACGGUCGGCGCAAAAACGUUCAUUAAACAUUAUUUAAAUAGCGAAAGAGUUCUUGAGUUGAUGACCGAACAAUGUCGUUAUUUUCAUCUUCCUCUGGGUAAUAUGUCCGCGGAUACAGCAAUUUUCGGCGCAGAUCUUUUCUUUGGAAGACAUCUAAUGAAACAUAAUCAUCUUUUAUGGUGUUCACCAAGUGAUCGCCCCGAUUUAGGUGGUAGUCAAGAAUGUGAUGCUCGAUUAUUAGCUGAAAAUCAAGAAGGAUCAAGUGAAGUUUGUAAUAAUCCCGGUUGGUAUUCAAUGUCGAGCGUUGAAUUAGAUAUCGACAGUUUGGCUAUCUGUACGCUUUUGCAAGCACAUCAUGUUACUGAUAUUGAAGGAACCAGUACUGCGACCGCUUUUGAUGCUGCCACAACAACCUCUAUUGAUGAUAUGAUUUCUGGGACCAGUGUUACGGUUUAUGAUGAAACCGCACGAUGUGCUGAAGCUUUUAAAAUUUUACGAACAAUGGCUAGUACUUGGAUGAGAGACAUUUCUAUGCAUAGAAAUGUUUUUGCUGAUUUUCAAGUUAUACAUUUCUAUAGGUGGUUAAGGUCACCAAAAUCGCUUUUAUACGAUCCAGCACUUCUUAGAAAUCUCCAAAAUUUAAUGAAAAAAUUAUUCAUGCAGUUGGUGGCUGAAUUUAAACGAUUGGGAUCGACGAUUAUUUAUGCAAAUUUUAAUAAAAUCAUCGUAUCCACACGAAAGAGAACUGUUGGUGAUGCUGUUGCUAACAUCGAAUUUGUUGUGAAUUCAAUAAGAAAUAAGGAACUGUUUCAUUCGUUGGAAAUUUCUUACAGACAAUGUUGGGAACAACUCAUCUGGUUAGAUCCUGCGAAUUACGCAGGGAUUCAAGGUAAGCUUCCAGAUGAAGAACACAUCGAAGUUAAUAAUGAAGAAGAAGAAAACGAAGAACAAAACACUGGGCCUGUUGUUGUUAUGAAUUGGAAUAUAGCAGAACAACUUCCAGAGGUCGGUGGAUGUCGAAACAGUUUUAAUACUGUUAUAGCUGGUUAUAUCAAUGCAAUUCACAUGAAACUCAGUCAAAUUGAAAUUAAUCGUCAUUCUAUUGCGUUGAGUCAACCCAGUUUAGGGUUGGCGGCUUAUGACAGUGUUGUAGAAUUUGCCAAGGAGAUUAUUUCUGGAGAAAUUAGUCAAAAUUUAUUCAGAAUCACAGAAAAAGUAAGAGAUCGAGUACAAGUUCAAACUAAAAAUGGGCAAAACCCAGCUCUAGAAUUAAUAAAAUCCAUAUGUCACGUAUUAUCAUUAGAUCCAGCUGUGCAAGAAACCGUUCAAGUUCUUCGAAGUAAUUUACUACGAUUAAUUGGUGUUGGUGAAUUUUCCGAGAAAGCAACUUGGUCCGACCCAACUGUUUCUUACGUAAUUCCACAACUUAUAUGUAAAGCUUGUAAUCAUUGUCGCGAUGUCGACUUGGGUAGAGAUCCCCACAGAACGGAAUCGUCUUGGUUGUGCCCUUUAUGUAACACAGCUUAUGAUAACAUGGAAAUAGAAAAUUUACUGCUUGAUAUUGUAACCAGAAAAUUACUCGCUUAUAAUCUACAAGAUUUGCAAUGCAAAAAGUGCACCCAGAUUAAAUUGGAAAAUUUGAUAAAACAUUGUCAAUGUGCUGGGGAAUUUAGAGGAAUCAUACCACGCGAAGAAUUGAUUGAAUUAUUGAAGACAUUUUUACAUUUGGCAAAAGAAUACUCUAUGCAGGCUUUAGAGGAAACCAUAACGAAUAUUUUGAUUUUGGUUGGAAAUUAAUAAUAAAUCGAUGUGAUUUUAGAUUUAAGAAAAAAGAUCGUCGUUCCAUAAUUUUAA